UCUCACCCUCUCUUUCUUUGUCUCUGGUUAUUAGAGAGAGAAACAUCUUCUCUGGUUAUUAGAGAGAGAAACAUGGCAAAGUGUGGAGCUAUUUUGGUAUUCUGCUUCGUUUCAUGCCUUUUGGGGGUGAGCCAUGCGGACUCCUCCUACUUCUUCGUGGAAGGCAAGGUUUAUUGUGACAAUUGCCGAGCUGGGUUUGAAACUAGGGUUACAGAAUACGUACCAGAGGCUAGAGUGAGGGUUGAAUGCAAGGAUCGGGAAGGUGGGCACCUCAUCUACAGCAUCGAAGGUGUAACAGACAGGACCGGAACCUACCAAAUCCCAGUCGAAGGCGACCACGAGAAUGAAAUCUGUGAAGUGAUGGCCAUUAACAGCACCGACCCCAACUGCAACGAGAUCUUCCAUGGAAGAAACCGAGCAAGAAUCCUCCUAACAACCAACAACGGAAUCAUCUCAGAUAAGCGUUUUGCAAAUCCUCUUGCCUUUUUGAAGAAAGAUCCACUUCCAGUUUGUGCAGAAGUCCUCAAGGAAUACAAAUUGGAUGAUGAUGACGAUGAUUUCUAGAUCGGUUUGGGCUUCCUCGACGAAAAAGAACUGGGAACCUUAGUUUCAAAUUUCAAUAAGAUUCCUAUUUGGGUUUUUUCUUCUUAUUUUCCCAUCAUUGAUUGUUUUGAUUCCCACUUAUUGAUUGUUUUUCAGAGGAUGAGAGAAAUUUGUGCUUCUAUGGCUGAUAGAGACAGGCUUAUGCUAUGCUUAACCAUGUAAUCGAUCAUGGUGCUAAUUGUAUUGAGUUCUUUGUGUUUUAUGAAGCAGUAUUAAAAUAUGA
Molecule: messenger RNA, 826 nt
Organism: Amborella trichopoda
Lineage: Eukaryota; Viridiplantae; Streptophyta; Magnoliopsida; Amborellales; Amborellaceae
Product: olee1-like protein
Source: RefSeq, a predicted model, not a curated record